Messenger RNA from Drosophila kikkawai, 2482 nucleotides. Its product is annotated as DNA-binding protein D-ETS-3. Gene Ontology annotation, biological process: regulation of transcription by RNA polymerase II; cell differentiation. NCBI's taxonomy places the organism in Eukaryota, Metazoa, Arthropoda, Insecta, Diptera, Drosophilidae. The record is from RefSeq and is a predicted model, not a curated record. Gene Ontology annotation, cellular component: nucleus. Gene Ontology annotation, molecular function: sequence-specific DNA binding; DNA-binding transcription factor activity, RNA polymerase II-specific.
CAACACGUCGCGGACGACAUAAUAGCGGUACUUUGCGGUCUAGAUUCGUCGGUCACACGUCGUCAAUAUCCCGGGGAGACCUUUCUUGGGUCACAAAGGCACAAAAACAAACAGCAGCAGCAGCAGGACACGGGCCAAAAGAAGGAAGUUCCCACAUACAAACACACACGGUGGAAUCAGUGCAAGACUUGGACACAUACGCCCAGCUUGUUGCUGGCUAUGUGGGCGUGGCAACUAAAAAAAAAAAUAAGAAAAUAAGGAAACAAGAAAAGCCCACACACAAACGUACAAACUCGCAUGUGUCGUCGACGUCGUUGUAGUCCUGCCAGUGUGUCGCGGAAAUUUUUGUGCGGAAAUUAUAGAAAUUUCGCUUUUUGAUUUCAUUUUCGUUCCGCUUUCGUUGCUCCCCCCAAUUCCCUCUUCCUGAUGCACCUGUGCGAAAUGCCCAAGGAACUGGUGCCAGUGCCAGAAACAGAAACACAACCAGAGCACAAGUCCCAGACUGUCGCUACCGUCGGUGUCCAGUUGGCGGUGUCCUUGCACUGACAAAUUUCCUUGCAUAUCCGCUUCAGAACUACGGAACUACAGAACUGCAGAGCUGCACAUACACCCGAGGGAACCCCUAUUUGCGUGGCGCGUCGCUGUCGCGUUCACUUGUCGCAUAUCCGUCGCCAUUUUGACAAUAAUUUCAUUUCCGGCCUGCAAUUUGUACGCACUUGAGUGGAGUGAUUAACGAUCUUAAAAAACCUUAGUGAAGUGUCAACGAUCGCAAGUGGUGUCCAUCGGAAGUCUACAAAGAUUAGGUCAGGGAACAGCCGGAAGAAGGAGUCUUAUUUUUGGAUUAACUUAAUCACAAAAACAGGCACAAUCCUGAGAGUCAAGUGGAAUCCCUUGUUCAGCCAACAGCCAGCCAUCGAGGCUCCCCAGGCGUGCGCCAUGUACGAGAACUCCUGUUCGUAUCAAACGGCGCUGGACCUGAAGCGAGUCUCGCCGCCCACUCUUGCCCAGGUGAAGACGGAGGACUGCCUGACCCUUGGCCAGUGUUCGCCGGACUGGACCUCGUACCGCUUCCAUCAGUCCACCUUUGAGCAGCUGAAGCAAAGCGUGGAGAAGGCCAAGGCGGCACUGCAGGAUCGCAGCAGUUUCUUUGGGGCCACCAGCGCCUUUAGUGACAUCUACUCCAGCCAGCGCUUGACAGACACCCUUGACACCCUGCCCGUUCAAACAGGGAAUGGGGCCGGCAACUGUCUUGGGCUCCCGCACAAUCCCAACGUUGGGGUUGGUGUUGGGGUGGGCGUGGCCGGUGUGCUUAACUACAAUGCGGUUAGCAGCAGCACGGCCGGUGUCUUGGGCAGCAGCAGCAGUAGCAGCGGCGUCGGCGGCCUUGGCAGCGGGAGCGGCGUCCAGAGACACCGCCUGGACACUCUGCAUCCUGCAACAGCCGGCUGUUCACCCGCCGGCACUCAGCACGGAGUUAUCACGUCCAGCGCCGGGCAAGUGGCAUCCGGCAGCCUGGAUGCAGUAAGUGCAGCUCCAGCGCUGACAUCGCUGGCAGCAUCUAGCACUUCUCAUGUGGAGCACAAAGUUCGGGCAGAUAAAUCCUCGCUGGACUGCGCCACCACAUCCUCGCAUGCCGCGGUCCCCUCCUCCUCGUCCUCGGCCAGCGACCAUCAGCAGGGCAGGAUCAGUGGCAGCAAGAGUAGCAGCAGCAGCAAUGCAACUGCAGCAGGAGGAGCCUCAUCGGGGGCAGGAUCUGGAGCAGGCGGCGGCGGCGGCUCAGCACUGUAUUCCUCGUACAAAUCGUCGUGGGGCUCCCACAGUUCGACACAAUCGCAAGGUUACAGCUCGAACGCCUUGAGCAUCAAACAUGAUCCGCACUCACAACUACGGCAACCUGAUCCAUAUCAAAUGUUCGGACCCACCAGCAGCAGACUGGCCAGCUCAGGCUCUGGCCAGAUCCAGCUGUGGCAGUUCCUGCUCGAACUCCUCUCGGACUCCAACAAUGCCAGCUGCAUCACCUGGGAGGGCACCAAUGGCGAAUUCAAGCUCACCGAUCCCGAUGAGGUGGCCCGACGCUGGGGCGAGCGCAAGUCCAAGCCGAAUAUGAAUUAUGAUAAGCUGAGCCGGGCUUUGAGGUACUACUACGACAAGAACAUAAUGACCAAGGUGCACGGCAAGCGGUAUGCGUACAAAUUCGAUUUCCAAGGCCUGGCAGCUGCCACACAGCCGGCGGCCAGCGAUCCCACCUACAAGUACCAGAGCGACUUGUUCAUGACACCAUAUCACCACAGCGCCAAGCUCAGCUCGUUUAUGAGUCCGCAUCAUGGCAUGACCUCAUCGUCCGCCUCGAUCUUCCCGUCGGCCGCCUCUUGGGGCAACUGGGGCAGCCCCGCCACAAAUCUCUACCAACCCCACUCAAUGAGCCAUGUGACGCCCUCGCAUGUGGCCCCCCACCUGAGCAGCUAUCCCCACUACGCAUGAC